Messenger RNA from Panicum virgatum (switchgrass), 708 nucleotides. Its product is annotated as glycine-rich cell wall structural protein-like. The coding region runs from base 83 to 364 and encodes 93 amino acids. NCBI's taxonomy places the organism in Eukaryota, Viridiplantae, Streptophyta, Magnoliopsida, Poales, Poaceae. The transcript is spliced from 2 exons. The record is from RefSeq and is a predicted model, not a curated record.
GCCACCUCAACCUGCUACAUGAUCGCGCCAUCCUCCUCUUCGUUACGUUUGCGCCCGAUCGACGACGACACAGCUAGUAGCAAUGGCGGCGGCGUCCAAGGGCCUCCUCCUGCUCGCGCUCCUCGCGGCGGCCGCCGUGCUCGCCACCGCCGCGGCGGAGCAACGAACCCAUGACAGAAAGGAGAAGAUGGCGAACGGCGCCGCCGGCGUGGAGCACUGGCACGGCGGUGGCGGCGGCCACGGCGGCGGGUCAGGUGAUGAGCACAGCCACGGCUGCGAGUACGGCUGCUGCCGCCGCGUAUACCACGGCGGCUGCCAGAAGUGCUGCCCGCCUCCCGGCGGCCGGCCGGAGGUGGGGAACUAGCAAGACCUCGUCCUACGCUGAGCAGGAUCGGAGAUCGAUGCCCGGCGAGGUGUUCUUCAAGUUCAUACUCGUUACGUACCCAACACGGGUGUAGCUUAGUAUUAGCUUGGUUGUGCGUGGUAGCAUCCUUACGAGUGAAUAACGUGCGACGUGCACGUACGGAUAGGCCCGUACGUGUAUGGACGUACGCACACAUGUACGUCUUCCUCUCCUUCCUGCCUCCUGCUGCUGCGGAAUAACUGUGUGUGUUGUGCUGUACCUGUACUGGUACUGCGGUAGCAAGAGCUCAUGUUGGUGCGCUUGAAAUCUCAAUGAAACUGCAACAAGUAUAGUAUCCUCUGCGA